AAGGUGAUAUUUAUCGAAACACCAUAUAGAGUUAGGGAGUAUCGUUAUCCAUGUCUGUGUGCAUGGAGUAACUAACUGCUUCUCUCAAAUGUUGCUUCCUGCAACUCACUUCAACUUCCGCUCCUUUUCUUCUUCUUCUUCAUCACUGCACAUUUUCCCUCUGCAAUUCCCCAAACCCAAACUCAAAUUUCUCAUCCGUUGCUCCGAAACCGAAGCCGAAACCCUCCCCGACUCUGCCAUUCAGCGAAUAGCCGACAAGCUCCGCAGCCUUGGCAUCCACGACCAGUCCUCCUCUUCUCUUCCCGCUCCAGCCUCUGCCGCCGGCGAGAUCUUCGUACCGCUACCGCAGCACCUGCCGAAGCGGCGCGUGGGGCACACGAUCGACCCGAGCUGGGCGAAGCAGGAGGAGCGGGUGCCGACGCUUGCGGAGCUGAGCCUGUCGAAUGCGGAGAUAAAGCGGCUGACGACGGCGGGGUUGAGGAUGAAGCAGAAGCUGCGGGUGGGGAAGGCGGGGAUCACGGAAGGGAUCGUGAACGGGAUUCAUGAACGGUGGAGGAAUUCAGAGGUCGUGAGAAUCGCGUGCGAUGAUCUCUCUAGGUUUAACAUGAAAAGGACUCAUGACUUGUUGGAGAGAAAAACUGGAGGCCUUGUUGUUUGGAGAUCUGGAAGUAAGAUAAUAUUAUACAGAGGGCCUGAUUAUAAGUACCCUUACUUCCUAUCUGAUAAAGUUUUGAGAGAUGACCACAUUGAUGAUGCUUUGCAACAUAUGGAUGAGAAUGAUAAAAGUUGGGAUAAAAGAGACAGCCACUUGUCUGAAAAUAAUUCAGUGACAUACACUGGGCAAAGCUUAAAUGCCCAAACGGCUAAACCAGCUUUGAUACAAGGUGUUGGGACUCCCAAAAAAGUAAGAUUUCAACUGCCAGGUGAGGCCGAGCUUGCUAAAGAUGCAGACUACUUGUUAGCAGGGAUUGGGCCACGCUUUUUUGAUUGGUGGGGUUAUGAUCCUCUGCCUGUUGAUGCUGAUCUUCUACCAGCUGUUAUUCCUGGAUAUAGGAAGCCUUUUCGCCUUCUUCCAUAUGGUGUGAAGCCAAAACUGACAGAUGAUGAAAUGACCAAAAUGAGGAGGCUUGGCAAACAUUUACCGUGCCAUUUUGCGUUAGGUAGAAACAGGAAACUCCAAGGAUUGGCUGUUGCAAUUAUUAAGAUUUGGGAAAGAUGUGAGAUUGUCAAAAUUGCUAUAAAGAGAGGUGUGGAGAAUACUGAUGGUGAGGUAAUGGCUGAAGAGAUAAAGUAUCUGACUGGAGGUACUCUCCUUGCUCGGGAUAAAGAAUUCAUUGUUUUCUAUAGAGGAAAGGACUUCUUGCCAGCUGCAGUGUCAUCAGCAAUUGAACAACGGAGGAGUAUUGGACUGUAUAAACUGAAAACUGGAAAUAGUUUGUCAGUGACAGAUGCUCCAAAUCUGAAUUUUGGAACCAUAGAGUGUGAUUCUGAAGUACAGGGUAUGAACUUCCAGAAAGAUACUAAACCCGGAAUAUUGACUGGGGCUGAGAAAACUGUUGAAAGCACCAGCAUAAAAUUGUCAAUGGCACUAGAAGAGAAAACAAAGGCGGAGAAGCUUCUAGCAGAGCUGGAAAAUGCAGAGAGCCCCCAAGAAGAAGAAAUCAAUAGAGAGGGUAUUACUGAAGAAGAGAAAUACAUGUUGCGGAGGAUUGGCUUGAAGAUGGGUCCCUUCCUGUUACUAGGUAGACGGGGUGUUUUUGAUGGAACAGUGGAAAAUAUGCAUCUUCAUUGGAAGUAUCGGGAACUUGUGAAGAUAAUAUGUAAUAAAUGCCUGCAGGAUGUCCAACAGAUAGCUCAGACCUUAGCGGCAGAAAGCGGCGGAAUAUUAAUUGCAGUAGAAAGAUUGCGCAAGGGCCAUGCAAUCAUUGUGUAUCGUGGAAAGAAUUAUAGCCGGCCUGCAAGUUUGAGGCCUCGAACGCUUUUAAAUAAAAGAGAAGCAUUGAAGCGCUCUAAGGAAGCACAGCGCCGCCAGUCAUUGAAGCUCCAUGUUUUGAAGCUAGGUAGGAACAUAGACAGAUUGAAACUUCAAAUGGCUCAAGAUAUGGAGGCAAACAGUCAGCAGAGUCCUGUUGUCAAUCAACAAGAAAUAAUGGAGCAGCCAAUUGAGCUGAGUGAUAGUUUUGGAGCUCAUCAAGCUCAACCAGGAAAUUCCAUAAAUUGGAAUUCUCCUCAUGAACCUUCUGUCGACAACCAACAAGCAAUACGGGAGCAUUCAGUUGAGCUGGUUGAUGGUGGUGGAGCUCUUAAAAGUGAAGAUGACAAUUUCAUAAAUUGGAACCCUACCCUAGAAACUUCUGUUGAUAAUCCACGAGCAAUGCAGGGGCAGCCAGUUGAGCUGAUAGACAAUGGUGAAGCUCAUCAAGGUGACCCAGAAAAUUCUUCAAAUUGGAAUUCGCCUGAAGAAGCUCCUGUUGACAAUCAGGAAGCAAUACAGGAUCAGCCUGUUGAGCUGAUUGAUGGCGGUGGAGCUCAUCAAGAUAAGCCAGAAUCCUUGCCUGGUGCAAUUCCUAAAGAUACAGAGUUGGAUGGAUUUAGUGAUUCUGUGGUUGAUACUGAGCAUGACGUCUCAAUUAGCAAGGUAACGGAAUCAUCAAUCAUAUCGUCGAAGAGUGAUGCUGACCUUUCAGCUCUGGUGAGAGAUAUGAGCUCAAUUGAGUUACCUUCUGGAUCUGUAUAUCUUUCCAACAGAGAGAGACUUCUUCUGCGAAAGCAGGCACUAACUAUGAAAAAGCGGUCUGUCCUUUCUGUAGGAAAGAGCAAUAGUGUAACUGGUAUUGCGAAAGCAAUCAAUGCCCACUUCCGGAAAUACCCUCUUGCCGUGGUUAAUGUCAAAGGAAGGGCAAAAGGGACCUCAGUUCAGGAGGUGGUGUCCAAGCUAGAGCAAGCAACAGGUGCCGUUCUGGUCUCUCAGGAGCUUCACAAAGUUAUACUGUACAGGGGUUGGGGAGAAGGAGAGCAACCAAGCACUGCUAUAAAUGUUAAGAAAUUGGGUCAAGAGGGACCGGCAAAGCCCAAUGUCUCUCCUGAGCUCUGGGAAGCUAUCAGAAUUGAAUGCGGAUUGCAGUAACAAACAUAACAUUGCUGCUCAUUACUGAUAAAAAAACAUUGCCAAUUUUCUCAUCAACACAACACUAGGAUUUAUAGAGAUAGAUCUACUUAGUCCAAAUAAUUUGGGAAUUGCUGGAAAAGAAAUUGGAAAUACACAAAAGGAAGAGCUUAAGCGUCCAAACUUCUGUCUGUUUAAACUCUUGUAAUGGCUCCCUGAUCAAUUCAACCAUGGAUAGGUAAGUGUAGAAGUCCGUGAUCAACACUCAAAUAGCAAUGUGGCAAGUGACGUUGGAUAGUUGAUGUGGGCAGAGUGUUGAAUUUUUUUUUUCUUUUACAGCAAGUUAUGUUAAUAGUAAGAUAUUUGGGAUGUUCUAACCCUUCUACAAAAUAUAUAUAAAGUUUUUUCUUGGCUUAA
Molecule: messenger RNA, 3523 nt
Organism: Vigna radiata var. radiata (mung bean)
Lineage: Eukaryota; Viridiplantae; Streptophyta; Magnoliopsida; Fabales; Fabaceae
Product: CRM-domain containing factor CFM2, chloroplastic
Exons: 11
Coding region: 89-3127 (1012 amino acids)
Biological process (GO): RNA splicing, via transesterification reactions
Molecular function (GO): mRNA binding
Source: RefSeq, a predicted model, not a curated record